AUGAUGAACCUUGACCCUUGUCACUCGCAGAAACAUAAUCAACUGUUGUCCGAAAAGAUUGCCAAUUUGGAAUCGGAUGUUUCGAUGAAAUUAAAUGCAACCCUAAAACAAGCCUCGGUGAUCGAAGAAUUGCAAAGGAGGCUGGAACGGUGUGCAACGCAUGAAGUUGAAGCAAGGGCAUCCGAGGCGGUGUUGCCAACCAACGCGUACAUUGCGAGAGAAAAGACAGAAGCCCGAUUGAAUCACGACGUAUCUACACAAAAUCUACUUAACGAGUUACUCUCAAUGCAGAAAGAGAGGAUGGCUUGGUAUGAGCAUCAAUCGGACCUAGUGCAGACUCUGCACGCACAAGCAGAUCAAAUCGAUGUUCUGAAGGAAGAGCUUUCGAUUACGGAACGGCGCCUCGGAAUUACGGGCCGAUUGCAACGGAAUAUCGCGUCCAUCCCAUCCCGGCAGAGUUUUCUUCAUGAUCACAGUGUGAGAAAUUGCACACACAACACCCCAACACCAGCUCUGCGAAGGAUGGCAACCGGCGAUACGAAAUCCAAGAUACCACGAUUCACUGAUACAAGCCAAUUACGCUCCGGCCUGUUGAAUGGAACAGAAGGACUGAGUUUAUACAGGGCUUGCUUUUGACAAACUUCAAAAUAGCAAGGAGGAACGACAUUUCAGCAUGACUGAAUUCGGAAAUAUCAGGUAUUCACAUCAGCCGUUAUCGUGGAGUCUGCAGAACUGUCGUAUUGUGUGUAAGUGGAAAGGAUACUCAUUGUUAUUCGAUUUGAAUUUGCAAUACUCAACAAACCUCACCAAGGCAAAGCGAGGCUACUUGCGCAAAUUAGGUUUCAGCCGUCAAAUCAAUGAAG
This is a messenger RNA of Dicrocoelium dendriticum, 863 nucleotides long. Lineage: Eukaryota; Metazoa; Platyhelminthes; Trematoda; Plagiorchiida; Dicrocoeliidae. The record is from the annotation of a GenBank genome assembly.